Episyrphus balteatus (marmalade hoverfly) is the source of this 1992-nucleotide messenger RNA. Its product is annotated as angiotensin-converting enzyme-like. The transcript has 7 exons. Bases 81 to 1946 code for a protein of 621 amino acids. Gene Ontology annotation, biological process: proteolysis. Gene Ontology annotation, molecular function: peptidyl-dipeptidase activity; metallopeptidase activity. Lineage: Eukaryota; Metazoa; Arthropoda; Insecta; Diptera; Syrphidae. Gene Ontology annotation, cellular component: plasma membrane. The record is from RefSeq and is a predicted model, not a curated record.
ACUUUAGUUGAUUUUAAAAUUUGGUAAUUGCAAUUUAUAGCGGAAGUAAAAUAAAAAAGUGAUUCUACAAAAUUUUUCAAAUGAUGAAGUUCGAAUUACUUUAUCUGGUUUUACUGGGGGUUUUUACAUUUUGUAAAUGUAAUCCUGCUCCAUUGAAUGCCAAAGAAUUAGAAGCGAGAAAUUUUGUCGAAAAUGCCACCACAAGAAUGCACACUUUAUACGAACAAACAAGACUUUUAAAUUAUCAACUCGAGAACAUAGAACCAUGGGAAUUAACAACUAAAUAUGAAGAACUAAAGGUUCUCAUAAAUGCUAUAGCUGAUCUUGUUCGUGAAUCAAAAAAAUUCGAUAGCUCACAAUUCCAAGAUGAUGAGCUGAAGUAUAUUUUGGAAUUAAUUGGUCAAGAAGCCGAUGAAGCAAUUCUUGGCUCUUGGUGGGUUGAGAAGAUUUUAGAGGCAGUAAAUGCUGUGGAGGCAAUGCCAUUUCGUCGGAAUAUUGUUAAAUUUCAGAAUAAGAAAGUUAAGUUGACCUACGUGCCGGAUGUUCAGAAAAUUAUUGCAUACACAAAUAAUACCAUGGAACUGAAGUACUAUUGGAAACAAUGGAGAGAAAUUAAUUCCGAAACAGUUUUAAGGAGUAUUAUAAGGAUAACAGAUGGAAUUUUAGAAGCAGCUAAAGCAAGUGAUGUACAGCCUAUGGACUUCUGGAUGAAACGAUUCAACCUUACUCAAAUGGAGCGCAUUAUGAACGAAACUCGUCCACUAUAUAUGCAACUUCAUGCUUUCAUUCGAAAUCAAUUAAAUAAAAAAUAUGGCGACUCAGUAAUAAAACCCAACGGAAUAAUUCCUGAUCAUCUAUUCCGUCAAGUCAUAGCUCAAACAUGGACAAAUGCAAGUAUCAUUGAAGAUGCAUUCCCACUUGCUCAACUUCCACCCUACGAAAAGAUUCUUAAACAAAAGCAUUACGAUGCAACCGAGCUUUACAAAACUGCUGAUGAAUUCUAUAAAUCGCUAGGAUUUGAUUCUUUACCGGAAAAUUUCUGGGGCUCACAAAUUAAAAUGAGCAAAAAUAAGGACGAAGGUGACUGCAAGCCAUCGUUCUUUGACGUAACUUCAAACGUAUUUAUGUUCUUUUGUCAAAAAAUGGACUUUAGGACAUUUCUUCAAGCCCAUCGUUACAUGGGUCAAAUGUAUUAUGCCAGAGAGAAGGUCGGUCUUCCACCUUACUAUUCUAGUGCACACAAUAUGGAAGCUGCAGUUGGGGAAGCUGGAAUACUUUCAGCAUCGACUUUGAGUCAUUUGAAAACUAUUGGAUUGUUAAAUGAUUUCGAAAUCAACAAAAAUGUUGAAUUUAAUCGACUUUUAAGGAUGGGUUUCCACACAUUGCUAAGUAUUCCUCAACAAUUUGUUCAUACAAAAGUUUUAGCUGACUUUUUUGCUGGAAAAGUCGAAUUGGGUCUUUUGAACAAACAUUAUUGGAAACUAAUGGAUCAAUAUUUAGGUGUUGGACCUCCAAUGAAUCGUUUGAGUGAUACUUAUGAUUUUCCAGAAAAAUUCUAUCUUGAAAUCAACGAAAACAGAGAAGCAACUAAAUUCAACACGGAAAUAUUUGGUUAUCAAUUUUACAAGAAAUUAUGUCAAAUCAGUGGCAAAUAUUCGAGUGGAGAUCUGCAUAAAUGUGAUUUUUACGGCAGUAAGGAUGUUGGCGAUUCUCUUAAAAAAAUGAUGAAACUUGGAUCAUCGAAACGCUUAAAUAAAUUAUUGGAAGUUAUGUUUCCUGAAAAUCCUACAAUGAGUUCUGAAGGUUUGUUGGAGUACUACAGUCCAAUUAAAAGUUGGUUAGUUGAAAAGAAUCAAGAAGCAGAUGUUAAACUUGGAUGGACGCCUUCUAAUAAAAAGGUUAAACGAGUUAUAUUGGAUUCCGGUGAAGAAUAUGAUGAUGAAUAAUUGAUUGUAGUUAUUUAAGAAUGAGUUUAAUUUUCGAAAAAAAAAA